GGUGCGUUUAUUUUGGUGGCCGCGGAACGCUUGAAAUUCCGUGAAAAACCCCACGAAACGGGCAGUUUUUAGUGUAUCUUACAUCUUUCGAAUCUUGGGGAACCUUUGCACACCCUUCCACCAUGCCGCGAAUUAUGAUCAAAGGAGGUGUUUGGCGCAACACCGAGGAUGAAAUCCUCAAAGCCGCCGUGAUGAAGUAUGGCAAGAACCAGUGGUCGCGUAUUGCCUCACUGUUGCAUAGAAAGUCGGCCAAGCAGUGCAAGGCCCGUUGGUACGAGUGGCUCGAUCCGAGCAUCAAGAAGACGGAAUGGUCGCGUGAGGAGGACGAAAAGUUGCUCCACCUGGCGAAGCUGAUGCCGACGCAAUGGCGUACGAUUGCACCGAUCAUUGGCCGCACCGCGGCCCAGUGUCUCGAGCGGUACGAGUAUCUGCUGGAUCAAGCACAGCGCAAGGAGGAGGGCGAAGAUGGGAUGGAUGAUCCGCGGAAGCUGAAACCGGGCGAGAUCGAUCCGAACCCGGAGACGAAACCGGCCCGACCCGAUCCGAAAGAUAUGGAUGAGGACGAGCUGGAGAUGCUGUCGGAGGCCCGUGCCCGGUUAGCCAACACGCAGGGUAAGAAGGCAAAGCGCAAAGCCCGAGAGAAGCAGCUGGAAGAGGCACGUCGUCUGGCGGCACUGCAGAAACGUCGUGAACUGCGUGCGGCCGGUAUCGGGCUCGGUAGACGCAAGCGGAAACUCAAGGGCAUUGAUUACAACUCGGAAGUUCCAUUCGAGAAAACACCAGCACCUGGCUUCUACGACACCACGGACGAGUUCGUCGUUCCGAUUGCGGCCGAUUUUUCGAGCUUACGCCAACAGACGCUCGAUGGCGAGCUGCGUACGGAGAAGGAAGCACGUGAGCGUAAGAAGGACAAGGAGAAGCUGAAGCAGCGUAAGGAGAACGACAUUCCGAUGGCACUGCUCCAGAACCAGGAACCGGCUAAGAAGCGCUCAAAGUUGGUGCUACCCGAGCCGCAGAUUACCGAUCAAGAGCUACAGCAGGUCGUCAAGCUGGGGCGUGCCAGUGAAAUCGCGAAAGAGGUGGCCUCGGAGAGUGGUGUCGAAACGACCGAUGCACUGUUGGCGGAUUACAGUAUCACACCGCAGGUAGCGGCCACACCACGCACCCCGGCACCAAUGACGGAUCGCAUUCUGCAGGAAGCGCAGAACAUGAUGGCCCUAACGCACGUGGAAACUCCACUAAAGGGUGGCGUAAACACUCCGCUGCAUCAAUCGGACUUUUCGGGAGUGUUGCCACAAAGCCAAACGGUCGCAACGCCGAACACCGUUCUCGCUACACCAUUCCGAUCGAUUCGCGGUCCCGAUGGAAGUGGUACACCGGGAGGCUUUUUAACGCCCGCUUCCGGUGCGAUGGUUCCCGUCGGUGCCGCCGGAACUCAAUCGGCGAUGCCACCGGGAGCCACACCGGUGUAUCUGCGCGAUAAGCUGAACAUCAACACGGAGGAUGGCAUGAGUGUGGCCGGUACCCCGGCAGCCUACAAAUCGUACCAGAAGCAGUUAAAGUCAUCGCUCAAGGAGGGUCUAGCUUCGCUGCCGACACCGAGGAACGAUUACGAGAUUGUCGUGCCGGAAAACGAGUCCGAUGAAACGGCGGAUGAUGGUGCGCUCACGGCGGAACAGAUUGUACCGGAUCAGGCGGAUGUGGAUGCGAAACGCAAGCGGGAUCGUCAGGUGCAGGAAGCGAAAGAGCUUUCGCUGCGUUCGCAGGUCAUCCAGCGUGAGCUACCGCGGCCGCUCGAGAUCAACACGACCGUUUUGCGUCCCGCAAACGAAAUGCACGGACUGACGGAUCUGCAAAAGGCGGAGGAACUGGUGAAGCAAGAGAUGGUAAAGAUGCUCAACUAUGACGCACUCCGGAAUCCGAUCCAGCAAUCUCAGGCACCGCCCUCGAAGCGUCCCCCAUUGGCGCAACACCAGGCGUACCUGGAGCAGCACCCGUACGAGGACAUCGAUGAGGGGGAGCUGACCGAAGCGCGCAAUAUGCUGGCCGCGGAAAUGGGGGUCGUGAAGAAUGGUAUGGCGCACGGUGACCUGUCGCUGGAAAGCUACACCCAGGUCUGGCAGGAGUGCCUGUCGCAGGUGCUCUAUCUGCCCAGCCAGAACCGAUACACACGCGCCAAUCUGGCCAGCAAGAAGGAUCGGAUCGAGUCGGCCGAAAAACGGCUCGAAAUCAACCGGAAACACAUGGCCAAGGAAGCGAAACGGUGUGGAAAGAUCGAGAAGAAGCUGAAAAUUCUCACCGCCGGUUACCAGGCUAGGGCACAGGCGUUGGUGAAGCAGUUCCAGGACACGAACGAGCAGAUCGAACAGAAUUGUCUCGCUCUGUCUACGUUCAAGUUUUUGGCCGCACAAGAGGAUCUUGCCAUUCCGAAGCGCCUGGAAUCGCUCACGGAGGACGUGAUGAGGCAAACGGAACGCGAAAAGACCUUGCAAUCGCGGUACGCACUGCUCGUGGACGAACUGGAAAGCCUGAAUCGUCGGCUAGAGGAUGCACGGCUCAAUGGGGUCGACUACAGCACUGCUGCGACACCGCCGAUGGUGAACGGUAAUCAUCAAGUGGAUGAGGAACGGAAGGAAAGCGCCGAUGAAGAGGAGGAGAAAGAAAGCAAAGACGAUGAGGAAGAGAACGAAAAGGAUAGUGUUCCGGAUGAGGAGAGGGCGAACGAGCCACAGGCGAUACAGAAUAUAGAAGAGGAAGAAGAAGAAGAAAAAGAAGAAGAGGAUUCACGAGAUAGUCAGGAGCAGGAGGAUAGGGAUGAAGAUAGCCGCGAAAGCCAAGAGCAGAAGAGUGACGACGAGGACGAAUCAUCAUCUCAGGGGUCAGCAACUCAGGCACAUGCGGAUGAAAAUGCGGCAGAACCAAUGGAGCAGGAUGAUGGAAGUGAGGAAGGGAAUGAUGAUAGUAGCGAAGAGGAAGACUAGAAAGGAAGAAAUGGACUAUUAACAUACGCAAUUGAAAAGAAAGUAAUAAAUGGAAAGCAUGCAUUUUCCGGCUAAACAUUAGAUAUUUGAUUUCUUUCUUUUUUUCUUUGUUUCUUGACGACUGUCGUCGAAUUGCAGCACUCUUAUCGCGUGCAUUCAGAGUAGGUAUUUCGAAGCACUGGACAGGGUUCUCUCGUAAUAAAAAGUAUGCAUAACAGUUGAUCAACUUACUUUGUUUACAGGUGUAUACGUCCGUAAAGGCAGACUGUUGCAACAUUUUAAUAUACGAAUUACAUUACACUUCCUUUUAAUCUUAUAAUAAGAGACCGUA
Molecule: messenger RNA, 3312 nt
Organism: Anopheles aquasalis
Lineage: Eukaryota; Metazoa; Arthropoda; Insecta; Diptera; Culicidae
Gene: Cdc5
Product: cell division cycle protein 21
Biological process (GO): regulation of transcription by RNA polymerase II; mRNA splicing, via spliceosome
Cellular component (GO): spliceosomal complex; Prp19 complex
Molecular function (GO): DNA-binding transcription factor activity, RNA polymerase II-specific; RNA polymerase II transcription regulatory region sequence-specific DNA binding
Source: RefSeq, a predicted model, not a curated record